Molecule: messenger RNA, 1102 nt
Organism: Macaca mulatta (Rhesus monkey)
Lineage: Eukaryota; Metazoa; Chordata; Mammalia; Primates; Cercopithecidae
Gene: FCN2
Product: ficolin 2
Biological process (GO): complement activation, lectin pathway
Molecular function (GO): carbohydrate derivative binding; antigen binding; signaling receptor binding
Source: RefSeq, a predicted model, not a curated record
GGGACCUCUUGAAGCAAAGACCAGAAGAGAUGGAGCUGGACAGAGCUGUGAGGGUCCUGGGCCCUGCCACCCUGCUGCUCACUUUCCUGGGCUUGGCCUGGGCUGUCCAGGCGGCAGACACCUGUCCAGAGGUGAAGGUGGUGGGCCUGGAGGGCUCUGACAAGCUCACCAUUCUCCGAGGCUGCCCGGGGCUGCCCGGGGCCCCUGGGCCCAAGGGAGAGGCAGGCACCAAUGGAAACAGAGGAGAACGCGGCCCCCCUGGACCUCCUGGGAAGGCAGGACCACCUGGGUCCAAGGGAGCACCUGGGGAGCCCCAGCCGUGCCUGACAGCCACUGCCUGGGUUCGCUUCUCAGGCCCACGCACCUGCAAGGACCUGCUAGACCGAGGGCACUUCCUGAGCGGCUGGCACACCAUCUACCUGCCUGACUGCCGGCCCCUGACUGUGCUCUGUGACAUGGACACGGACGGAGGGGGCUGGACCAUUUUCCAGCGGAGGGUGGACGGCUCCGUGGACUUCUACCGGGACUGGGCCGCGUACAAGCAGGGCUUUGGCAGUCGGCUGGGGGAGUUCUGGCUGGGGAACGACAACAUCCACGCCCUGACCGCCCAGGGAACCAGCGAGCUCCGUGUAGACCUGGUGGACUUUGAGGACAACCACCAGUUUGCUAAGUACAGAUCAUUCAAGGUGGCCGACGAGAAGAAGAAGUACAAUCUGGUCCUGGGGGCCUUUGUGGAGGGCAGUGCGGGUGAUUCCCUGACAUCCCACAACAACCACUCCUUCUCCACCAAAGACCAGGACAAUGACCUUAGCACCGGAAAUUGUGCUGUGAUGUAUCAGGGAGCUUGGUGGUAUAGAACCUGCCAUGUGUCAAACCUGAAUGGUCGCUACCUCAGGGGGGCUCACGACAGCUUUGCAAAUGGCAUCAACUGGAAGUCGGGGAAAGGAUACAAUUACAGCUACAAGGUGUCAGAGAUGAAGGUGCGACCUGCCUAGCCCAGGCCGGCCUCAGGGUCAGGACGCCUCCACACACAGUUGGUGGGGGGUAGGGUUGGGAGCUUGGCCCUAGGGUUUGUAAAAGAAACACAUGUCGUGAUUCUAAA